AUGUACUCUAUCUCCAUUGCUUCGACUCUCUAAAUUAAACUAAUUACGUAUAGCGUAUUUUCAAAUUAUUUCAAUCAUCUUCAAUCAAAAAUGCAAGAAAUACAUGACGAACUCGGCCGCCCUAUUCAGCUUACCGACGAGUUCGGCCGUCCUGUUCAACUCACCGACGAGCAUGGUGUUCCCGUCAAACUCACCGGCGUCGCCACUACUCAGGGUCACACUCACACCACCAUUGGAUCAGAGCUUCAAGACAAGAUCACACCCGGCUUCGCCACCACUGAUCAGGGUUACAAUCACACCACCAUUGGAUCAGAGCUUCGUCACAAGACGAUGCAUGACCAGACAACCGACACCACCAUGGGCUCCGAGACGCAUGGCGGAACCCACUUCGCUCCGACACCGAUCGAUUACCUAAAACAUGGCGCCGGUGCAGUCGCUGGUGCCGGUGCAGCAACUGUGGGUGCGGCAGCCGGAGCUGCUAAGGGUGCUGUAACCGGCGGUGGAGCACCGGUGAGCCAUACCCAGGCUCAUGGUGCUGCAGGUGGCGAUGAGAAACAGCUGGAACAUGAAUCACCCAGCUCUAGCUCCCCUUCGUCGGAAGAUGACGGAGAAGGAGGGAGGAGGAAGAAGAAAGGUUUGAUGCAGAAAAUUAAAGAGAAACUUCCUGGACGCCACAAGAAAGAGGAGAAGCAGGCAACCGCACACAGCGCCAACACCAAAGUAAGCAGCGCCGGCGAAGGUCCGGCGAGUAUAAGGGUGGAGCAUCAUGACGAGAAGAAAGGUCCUAUCGAUAAGAUCAAAGAGAAACUUCCCGGCACUCACUGAUCUCUACUCUACUCUAGUAAUUUUUAUCAAAUUAUCAUCCGUUUUCUAUUACAUGUGUUUAUGUGGGUGUGUAUCUACAGUGUGUAGCUGGAUUUUAGAUUUUCGAUACUAUUUGUUGUAAUAAUUAAAAGAAUUCUGUACGAGGUGUAUUAGUAUUAAAUGCCUUCCUAUUUGUACAGGAACGUGUAUGUUAUGCUGUUAUUUGUUUUUU
Messenger RNA from Lactuca sativa (garden lettuce), 1036 nucleotides. RefSeq lists its product as uncharacterized. Gene Ontology annotation, biological process: response to abscisic acid; response to water deprivation; cold acclimation. The record is from RefSeq and is a predicted model, not a curated record. Lineage: Eukaryota; Viridiplantae; Streptophyta; Magnoliopsida; Asterales; Asteraceae. Gene Ontology annotation, cellular component: cytosol.